Messenger RNA from Penicillium vulpinum, 915 nucleotides. RefSeq names its product tyrosine-protein phosphatase. The coding region runs from base 1 to 915 and encodes 304 amino acids. Gene Ontology annotation, biological process: dephosphorylation. The transcript has a single exon. Gene Ontology annotation, molecular function: phosphoprotein phosphatase activity. The record is from RefSeq and is a predicted model, not a curated record. NCBI's taxonomy places the organism in Eukaryota, Fungi, Ascomycota, Eurotiomycetes, Eurotiales, Aspergillaceae.
AUGUCUCAGGAUUCGACUUCGACAAGAUCACCGCCAUUUGUUUUGUUAGACGGCGUCCCUAAUUUUCGUGACCUUGGGAGCUAUGCGUGUUACCCUUCCACUGCGCCGUCUUCAUUGACCAAGACUGCCGACGAGACUCGAGUUGGAGAGUGGUGGAUCCGACCAGGCUUCCUCUUCCGUUCCGCACAGCCCACUCAAAUUACCCCUCCAGGGACGGAAACAUUGACUAAGACCCUUCAAAUCCAAACCGUCUUCGACUUUCGCUCAAAGGGGGAGAUCCAGCUCGUGACUACCCGCUAUCCCAACUCCCUCCUGGAUAUCCCAGGGACGAGGCGUCACGCAGUGCCGGUAUUCCAGGAUGGAGACUACUCCCCUGUUUCCUUAGCAAAACGGUACGGAGUGACCUCGGAUGGACCCACGGAGGAGACGGACACCGAGCGGGGUUUCGUUAAAGCCUACGAGGACAUUGCGCGCAGCGCAGCGCAAACGGGUAGUUUUCGCACCAUUAUGCAACACAUCUCGCAAAACCCAGCGGGUGCGGUCCUGUUCCACUGUACGGUGGGAAAAGACCGUACUGGAGUAUUUGCCGCAUUGCUCCUCAAGCUGUGCGGAGUGGCGGAUGAGGACAUCGUGGCUGAUUAUGCGCUCACGACACUCGGGCUGGGCACGUGGCGGGAGCAUUUGAUUCAGCGGCUCUUGCAGAGAGGGGAAGCUUCGACUCGGGAACAGGCGGAGUCUAUUAUAAGUAGUCACCCGGAAGACAUGCGGGCAUUUUUGACCGAUGUAGUAGCAGCCAAGUUUGGGGGAGUGCGGAAAUACUUUGUUGACCUCUGCGGCUUGCAGGAGGAUGAGCUCGAUCGGGUCGUUACCACGCUCGUUGUUCCGAAGGAAAUCAAAGAAGGGAUAAAAGAGUAA